This is a messenger RNA of Loxodonta africana (African savanna elephant), 3269 nucleotides long. It is a transcript of the gene ETFBKMT, whose product is annotated as electron transfer flavoprotein subunit beta lysine methyltransferase. Bases 805 to 1605 code for a protein of 266 amino acids. Gene Ontology annotation, molecular function: protein methyltransferase activity. Gene Ontology annotation, cellular component: mitochondrial matrix. The transcript has 4 exons. NCBI's taxonomy places the organism in Eukaryota, Metazoa, Chordata, Mammalia, Proboscidea, Elephantidae. The record is from RefSeq and is a predicted model, not a curated record.
CACUAGAUGGCAUCACACCUUAGUUCGCUGAUGAUUUCCAGGCUUCUCGAGAGAGCUCAAUCUCUUACCGCCAACUGGUAUUAAAGGGCCAGCUGUCAGAAUGAUUUUUAACGCGACUCAGUGACUUGUGAAAGACGGAUAUACGGGUUCAGAACUUAAAAGCUAUGAGCUGAAAAUAUGCUUGGAUUGUGCAUUUAUGAAAAUCAUUAUAAAAGGGAGGACAUACAUUGUAAUUUAAUUGCACUUACCUGUAAACGCCAUAAAGGGAUUAUGCUAUGUCUAUUUUGCUCACCACACUAUACCCAUUGCCCAGAAGGGUGCCUGACACAUAAAGAUGCUCCAUAAAGAGUUUCACAAUCUUGUAAAGUAAAAAUUAUACAGAGCACUGCACACGAAUUUAACGUUCCUUUUUUUUUUUUUCCCGAAGGGAGGUAACGGCACCCUUUGGUGUGGUCCUUCCUGCCCCUUUAAGAAAGUGUAGGGAAAAGGAAGAAAGCGCUGCUGGGAAAGAGGGCGGAAGUCGGCGGGGCCGGGUCACGUGGGGCUGCAGGCUCCGGACCCUCCGCCCUCCUACAGAUUCAAGCGUGGGAAGCAGAAGCAGGAGGCGCAGGGGUAAAGAAUGCACGGAAGAGUAGUAAAGGUGUCUUCCCCGUGCUUUAGCUCCUGGGUGCAGUGUUAGAAAAGCCAGAGAUCCAGAGAGCCCUGUUGGGAUCAAACUGGAAGCCAGGCCCUUGUUCUUUGCCCAUGAGGAGCAACCCUUAUUAACAGCAAUACUGACAGAACCUGUGUUUUGGAAAAGCACUGAUGGCUUUGAGCCUAAGUUGGAAAGUGUUUGCACUAUUUCCCACGAACUGCUGCAGUCUUUUUCUGAGGGCUGUGAGGAGCAGUGGUCUUCCCUCAUUUCCCUGGGGCCACUGUCCCUGGAGAGGAGCUGGGAGCAUUUUGGACCCUGAGAUGAAAGCUUUCCUGGAGGAGAACACUGAAGUCACCAGUAGUGGCAGCCUCACUCCUGAAAUCCAGUUGCGGCUUCUGACUUCAAGAUGCAAGUUCUGGUGGGAAAAAGCUGACCUGUGGCCCUACAGUGAUCCUUACUGGGCUAUCUACUGGCCGGGAGGCCAAGCCCUGUCUAGGUAUCUUUUGGAUAAUCCUGACAUUGUCAGAGGAAAAUCUGUGUUAGACCUUGGGAGUGGAUGUGGAGCUACAGCUAUUGCUGCUAAAAUGAGUGGGGCAUCAAGGAUCUUGGCCAACGACAUAGACCCAAUUGCAGGAAUGGCCAUUACACUAAACUGUGAAUUGAACCAACUGAAUCCUUUUCCCAUUUUAACCAAAAACAUUUUGGAUUUGGAACAAGAUAAAUGGGACCUUGUCGUUCUUGGAGAUAUGUUUUAUGAUGAAGACCUUGCAGACAGUCUUCAUCGAUGGCUGAAGAAAUGCUUUUGGACUCACACAACUCAAAUACUGAUUGGUGACCCUGGGCGCCCCCAGUUCAGUGGACACAGCAUUCAGAAUCAACUGCACAAAGUGGUAGAAUAUUCACUUCCGGAGCCUACCAGGCAGGAAAACAAUGGAUUGACAACAAGCACAGUGUGGCAUUUUCAGCCUUGAGUUCUCAAAGUGCUCCCAAGUAUGGAUAUAGCCAUAUUUGGGUUUAAUCCUAAAAGUUUUCACCAUAAGGGAUACUCUCCAGUUAAAAAAAAAAAUGUUAAUUCCUAUUAUAUGGCAAAUCUUGUUUCCAAAAUAUGCAGGUUUAAGGUUUUGCUAGCCUUUGUUAUGUAACUACAUUUGCAUUUCUGUUUAUGCCAGUUAUACAAAUAUGUAUUUGCAAUCAUUUUUUUUCUUUUUUCUCUAGUUUUACUGCUAUAGAAAUAUGAUUAUAGAAGGUAACACCUAAAAACACCUAAGUAGAGGAGAAUUAGAUAAUUGUAGCAGGAUCUGCUUCUGAAGGUGAAGACAACACUGAUGUCUGAAUUAAACAAAAUUAAAAAAUAUAGAUGAAUUCUGUAUUAAAAAAAAUCUGUAAAGAUCAAAGAUGCAGUUAAUAUGAUACAGAAUACCUGAGCUUUGGAGUAAGGCAGCUUCAUCACUUUCUUCGGAGAUUUUGAAGGCUAAACUCUCCAAGCUUUAAUUUCCUUAUCUGUAAAAUGGUAAUAACAUUCAAUAAACCACCUCAAAGGGCUAUUGCAUUAAAUGAAGGAGUAUGUAAGGGGCCUAAUACAGUAUUUAUUACCUAAACCAAAAAACCAAACCAAACCCGUUGUCAUCCAGUCGAUUCUGACUCAGAGAGACCCUAUAGGACAGAGUAGAACUGCCCCAUAGAGUUUCUAAGGAGCGGCUGGUAGAUUUGAACUUCCGACCUUUUGGUUAGGCACCAAGCACUUUAACCACUGCAUCCCUUGUACCUGUUGCCAUUGAGCCGAUUCCGACUCAUAGUGAGAAAGAUGUGGCAGUCGGCUUCCCUAAAGAUUACAGCCUUGGAAACCCUACGGGGGCAGUUCUACUCUGUCCUGUAGGGUCACUAUGAGUCGGACUCCACUCAAAGGCAACUUUUUUUUUUUUUAGAGGCUUCUUGAAAAAAGGCGUGGUGAUUGACUUCUGACAAAUCAGCACUGAAAAUCCUGUGGAGCACAGUUCUACUCUGAUGCAUGUGGGGUCACCAUGAGUCAGAAUCACCUUGACAGCAACUAGUUAGAGCUUUAAUUGAUGAUCACAGGAAAAAAAGAUAUUAGAAUUUCUUACAUACUCUAUAAAGUGAUACCUUAUGAUGCUUCUUUAUGGUUUAACAUGGUUAGCUAGCAGUUGGUUUGGUACAAUUGCAUGCCCCAGGUUGUCGGAAUCUUAUAUAUCAAUAAAACACUGUAACAAGUGAAAAAAAGCAACGUGAAGAAUGUAUAUAGUAUGUCACCUGUUAUGGAUUGAACUGUAUCACCCCAAAAUAUGUGUUGUAAAUCCUAACCUGUAUGUCUGUGGUUAUAAUUCCAUUUGGGAAUGGGUUGUCUUUGUUAUGUUAAUCAGACAGGACUAGUGUAGGGUGUGUCUUGAGUCAAUCUCUUGAGAUAUAAAAGAGAUUAAAUGAGCAAGGCAGAGAAGCAGAGAUGGGGUAGGAUAGAUGCCAAGGCACAUGGAGAUCUCCAGGGAACCAGGAAGCAGAAGCUGAAGAGACAAGGACCUUCUUCCAGAGCCGAAAGAGAGCCUCCCCCUAGAGCCGGCUCUCUGAAUUCUGACUUCCAGCCUCCUAAACUGUGAGAAAAUAAAUUUGUUUGUUAAAGCCA